Dreissena polymorpha is the source of this 4994-nucleotide messenger RNA. RefSeq names its product dihydropyrimidine dehydrogenase [NADP(+)]-like. The record is from RefSeq and is a predicted model, not a curated record. Gene Ontology annotation, cellular component: cytoplasm; cytosol. Gene Ontology annotation, biological process: thymine catabolic process; uracil catabolic process. NCBI's taxonomy places the organism in Eukaryota, Metazoa, Mollusca, Bivalvia, Myida, Dreissenidae. Bases 335 to 3436 code for a protein of 1033 amino acids. The transcript has 21 exons. Gene Ontology annotation, molecular function: NADP binding; uracil binding; iron-sulfur cluster binding.
GAGAUAAUAUUAUAGCGAAUGCAAAGAAAAUCUGUAAGCUAUUUACAUAGCUAUCGCUUUCCAAUAUUUUCAGGUGGAUAUCUCUUAAAAUGCAAAUAACCUUGAUUAAAGUUGGAAGCAUGUCUGAAAUGUAGGUUUAACUUAACUUCUAUUCCAUUAGUAGAUGUUCGGCUUGUUCCGAUGUUGGCCGAAUAGUAACGAUUGUGUUCAACGCUAAUUGCGUUUUUGCCUAAAGCAAGUCCCAAAAGUCGGUCGUCCGGUGGAUGUAAGUUAGGAAAAUCAAACGCAGUAUAUUCUGUUACAAUAACGUAUAAGAUUAAAACAUUGGAAAACGAUGGCUUGUCAAGUUAGCAGGGAUGUUCCUGACAUUGAGAACAUCUUGGCGUUGAACCCACGAAUCAGCCCACACGCGACCCUCGUACCUAGCGCGAGGACCAAGCAGAACAAGAAACACUGGAAGAGGAACGACGAGAAAGGAUGCUCGUCCUGUCCGCCGCUGCAGAACAACUUCGAUGACAUCAAGCACACCACACUGAGUGAGCGGGCGGCGAUGCGCGAGGCAGCCAGAUGCCUGAAGUGCGCGGACGCCCCGUGUCAGAAGAGCUGUCCCACCCAGUUGGAUAUCAAGUCCUUCAUCACCAGCAUCGCCAACAAGAACUACUAUGGUUCCGCGAAGGCGAUCUUCUCCGACAACCCGCUGGGUCUCACGUGCGGCAUGGUGUGUCCCACAAGUGACCUCUGCGUGGGCGGCUGUAACCUGUACGCCUCCGAGGAGGGGCCCAUAAACAUUGGGGGGCUGCAGCAGUUCGCAACAGAGGUCUUCAAAGACAUGCGCAUCCCCCAAAUUCGCGACCCGAGUCUUCCGGCCCUCUCGGACCUGCCGGCCAGUUUUCGGAGCAAGGUGGCGCUGAUUGGGUGUGGCCCGGCCAGUAUAAGCUGCGCCACGUUCCUCGCUAGGCUGGGAUACAGCAAUCUUACCGUGUUCGAACGCGAGAAUUACGUCGGCGGUCUGAGCUCCGCGGAAAUCCCCCAGUACCGGUUGCCCUACAGCGUGGUUGACUUUGAGGUUCAGUUGAUGAAAGACCUCGGCGUCAAGAUUGAGACAGGUCGAUCACUGAGUACGAAGGAUCUGACAUUGAACAAGCUAAAGCAAGACGGGUACAAAGCAGUGUUUGUUGGGAUCGGCUUGCCUAAUCCGAAAAAGAUUGAAAUCUUCGAGAACCUCACGGAGGAUAUGGGUUUCUACACUUCCAAGGACUUCCUGCCUAAAGUCUCCAAAGCCAGCAAGGCGGGAAUGUGCGCGUGUAAGUCGCAACUUCCGGUAAUCACAGGAAAGGUGGUCGUUCUGGGUGCCGGGGACACAGCGUUCGAUUGCGCUACGUCCGCUCUCCGUUGCGGCGCAAAGAGAGUGUACGUGGUGUUCAGGAAAGGGUUUACCAACAUCCGGGCAGUUCCCGAAGAGAUGGACCUUGCGAAGGACGAAAAAUGCGAGUUUCUCCCGUUUCUUGCUCCGCGAAAAGUUACAGUGAAAAAUGGCCGGAUAUCCGGUAUGGAAUUCGUGCGUACUGAGCAGACGGAUGACGGCGAUUGGGAAGAAGAUGAAGAGGAGAUAAUCCGACUGAAGGUUGAUUACGUCAUUUCCGCUUUUGGUUCCGGUCUUACGGAUCCUGACCUGAUAGAAUCCCUGGCCCCGGUGAAGAUCAACCGAUGGGGGAUACCGGAAGUGGACACGGAUACCAUGCGGACGAGCGAGCCGUGGGUGUUCUGUGGCGGCGACAUCGCCGGCGUCGCUCAAACUACCGUCGAAUCCGUCAAUGACGGCAAACAGGCGUCAUGGCACAUGCAUAGAUACCUGCAGUUACUUAGCAACGAGUCAGUGCCGGAGACGCCAGCGCUGCCGCGGUUCUUUACGCCGAUCGACAACGUUGACGUGAGCGUGGAGAUGUGUGGUCUGACGUUCCCCAACCCGUUUGGACUGGCCAGCGCCCCGCCCACCACGAGCAGCGCGAUGAUACGGCGCGCCUUCGAGCAGGGCUGGGGCUUCGCGCUAACCAAGACAUUCUCAUUGGAUAAGGACCUUGUUACCAACGUCUCCCCUCGAAUUGUGCGGGGCACCACAUCCGGUCACAUGUACGGGCCGGGGCAGGGCUCGUUCCUGAACAUCGAACUUAUCAGCGAGAAGACGGCCGAGUAUUGGUACCGAAGUAUCACGGAGCUCAAACGGGACUUCCCGAAACAGAUCCUGAUCGCCAGUAUCAUGGCAAGCUUCAGCAAGGACGACUGGACCCAGUUAGCCAUCUUGUCCGAGAGAGCCGGUGCAGACGCCCUAGAGCUUAACCUGUCGUGUCCCCACGGGAUGGGUGAACGGGGGAUGGGGCUGGCGUGCGGACAGGACCCGGAACUCGUGCGCAACAUCUGCCGCUGGGUGCGCGACGCCGUGAAGAUCCCUUUCUUUGCCAAGCUGACCCCUAACGUGACCAAUAUCGUCACCAUCGCCAAGGCGGCACAAGAAGGGGGUGCCGACGGUGUGACGGCCACAAACACUGUUUCCGGUCUCAUGGGACUAAAGGGGAAGGCCGAGGCGUGGCCGAACAUCGGGAAGAGCAAGCGGACCACCUACGGCGGUGUUUCCGGUAAUGCCAUUCGACCGAUCGCUUUGCGCGCCGUGUCUGCCAUCGGUAACGCACUUCCGGGAUUCCCGAUACUGGCUACGGGAGGCAUCGAUUCUGCAGAGGCGGGUAUGCAGUUCCUACACGCAGGGGCGUCCGUUCUGCAGGUGUGUAGUGCGGUACAGAACCAGGACUUCACGCUGAUAGACGACUACGUUACUGGCCUAAAAGCGCUCCUAUACAUCCAGGGACUCGAGGAACUAGCGGACUGGGACGGUCAGAGUCCGCCCACCGUCAAACACCAGCGCGGCAAGCCCGUGCCCAAGCUAAAUGAACUUAUUGGCAAGGGUCUCCCGUCGUUCGGUCCGUAUAAGGAGAAGCGCGAGGAAGUGAUUGCCGCCACCUACCGGUCGGCAGAUAUCCUGGACGACAGCCGGAAGCCGCCCGCCAUUCGACCUGCACUUGAACCCAAGAAACCUGUUCCGUCCGUCAAGGACGUCAUCGGCCGCGCCCUCGAUAUGAUUGGCUCGUACGGAGAUCUGAACAAUAAGGAACAGGUCGUAGCACUGAUUGACGAGGACAUGUGCAUCAACUGUGGCAAGUGUUACAUGACGUGUAACGACUCCGGCUACCAGGCGAUCACGUUCGACCCUGAGACCCACCUGCCCAAGGUCAAUGACGACUGCACGGGAUGCACCCUGUGUUUGUCCGUAUGUCCGAUUAUCGACUGCAUCAAGAUGGUUACCAGGCCAACGCCCUACAUUCCGAAGCGAGGCAUUCCUCUGAAGGCUCCAGCCCCGGCGAACUUGAUUCUUACAACAAAUUAGAAAGCCGCAUUUCGACUUUCACGACAACGACAUUUGCAGUUGUAUUUCUUUAAUGAACACGCGGAUUGAACGUUUCUGUAUUUAGGUGUUAAUUACACUAUGCUUUUGGACAGAACUAAACAUGUUUUUCAGUCAUGUAUUUAUGAGACUUUUUAUUCGCCCGUUUUUUCAAAACGGGACGUAUUAUAGUUUCACCCUUGGCGGGUGGGCGGGCGGCGUCCAAUAUUAAAAUAGUUUUCAUCCGAUCUUCACCAAACUUGGUCAGAAGUUGUAUCUAGACAAUUUCUAGGUCAAGUGCUAAUAUGGGUCAUGCCGGGUCAAAAACUAGGUCACGGGGUCACUUAGUGCAUUUCAAGGAUUAAGCAUGGUGUCCGCUCUCUAAUUCAAGUAGUUUUCAUCCGAUCUUCACCAAAUUUGAUCAGAAGUUGUGUCUAGAUCAUAUCUAGGUCAAGUGCAAAUAUGUGUUGCUUAAUUUAAAAAAAUAAAUAUCAUUUUGCCACUCAAAUGGUAAAGUUAUCAAGUUAUCCAAAACCCUCAAACGGGCGUAUCUUGUGACAGUUUGGCACUCUUGUUUUCUGAUACGACUGCAGCAGUUUAUAUUUGUUCACAAAUAUAAAAUUAAUACAUUCGUUUCUGUGUUAUUUGCAAACGCUAUCAACACAGUUAAUUACUUUACGUAGAAAAUGUUUUCCUUUUUCAGCAAGAUAAUUUUAAUAUUUAUACUUUCGUUUCUGUUUUAUUUGCUGACGUUUUCAUCUAAAAUAUAGCAUGUAUAUUUUCCGCACUAAAAGUAUUUAUUCAUAUACGUUCCAGACAAGUUUUGCUCAUUAAAUGUACAUGUGUUUGUGUUUUCAUAGUCAGAUAUUAUAUGUUGCAUGUUCAAGUUUAGAUUGUAUUGUAAAUUCAAGUUUAUAUUGUAUUGUAAAGUAAUUCGUGUACGUGUGUUUGUGUUUUCAUAGUCAGAUAUUAUAUGUUGCAUGUUCAAGCUUAGACUGUAUUGUAAAUUCAAGUUUAGAUUGUAUUGUAAAGUAAUUCCUUUUCGAUCUGUUGAUUUGAAUUGAUUUGGGUUUUCUAUUUUUGCUAGGAGCAAAAAUAAUAUCGCUAUUCACGCGGCAACUAGAUAGUUUAGAAUUGUAGACGCGAUGUAUAAUCAGAUUUUUAUGACGUAAUCCUUGUUUUGGAAGUUUGUUGUUUUCCAUAUUGCUGAUUAUUUAUUUCUUAUCCACAUAAAAGUAACUGUCUACAUUUAAAUCGAGUGGAAUUUUGAGUAAUAUUACAGCACCUUUCAAAGUUCUAAUUUAUUUACUUUCGUUAAGGGCUUUAAGGGCUUUAAGUCAUAAACACUCGUCAAUGACGGCACUUUUCUUAAUAUGAGCUUUUCCGUCGCUUUCUCUUGCAACAAGUAUAUUAUUUGAAACAUCAAUAGAUAACACCGUCCUAUUUACUUUGUAUCAGCGAUCUGACUUUGUGUUCUUUAUGACAAAUGUGUUGUUUUGAUGUGAACAGAUGUUUGGCGUGAAUAAUGGCUAUUAUUACUAUUAAAUCGGAGCAUUUGAAA